This is a messenger RNA of Haplochromis burtoni (Burton's mouthbrooder), 1620 nucleotides long. RefSeq names its product eukaryotic translation elongation factor 1 gamma (gene eef1g). The transcript has 10 exons. Gene Ontology annotation, biological process: translational elongation. Gene Ontology annotation, molecular function: translation elongation factor activity. NCBI's taxonomy places the organism in Eukaryota, Metazoa, Chordata, Actinopteri, Cichliformes, Cichlidae. Bases 100 to 1425 code for a protein of 441 amino acids. The record is from RefSeq and is a predicted model, not a curated record. Gene Ontology annotation, cellular component: nucleus; cytoplasm.
AAGAAUUGUGAACGCGGAUAUUUCAAGAACGCGCACGUCAUUUGGCCGUAAAUACGUCAGUGAAGCGCGCCGUCGUUCUUUCUUUCUCUCGUCCUGAAGAUGGCGGCAGGGACUCUGUACACGUACCCAGAGAACUGGCGGGCCUUUAAGGCCCAGAUUGCAGCCCAGUACAGUGGUGCUCGCCUCAAAGUUGCCACGAGUGCCCCUGCCUUCACCUUCGGGCAGACGAACCGUACUCCUGCCUUCCUCAACAACUUCCCUCUGGGCAAGGUACCUGCCUACCAGGGAGAUGACGGCUUCUGUCUGUUUGAGAGUAAUGCCAUUGCUCACUACUUGAGCAAUGAUACCCUACGCGGUUCCACUCCUCAGGCGGCAGCCCAAGUGCUGCAGUGGGUGAGCUUCGCUGACUCAGAGAUCAUCCCUCCUGCCAGCGCAUGGGUCUUCCCCACUCUGGGAAUCAUGCAGUUCAACAAGCAGGCCACCGAGCAGGCCAAGGAGGAUGUGAAAAAGUUCCUUGCUGUGCUGAACCAACACCUGAACACCCGUACCUUCCUUGUGGGAGAGAGGGUCACCCUUGCAGACAUCACCGUGGCCUGCUCCAUGCUCUGGCUCUACAAACAGGUCCUGGAGCCUUCUUUCCGUCAGCCCUAUCCCAAUGUGACCCGCUGGUUUGUCACCUGUGUCAACCAGCCACAGUUCAAGGCUGUCCUGGGAGAGGUCAAGCUGUGUGAAAAGAUGGCCCAGUUUGACGCCAAGAAAUUUGCUGAGAUGCAGCCCAAGAAAGAGACUCCUUCCAAGAAAGAGAAGGGAGGAAAGGAGGCUGGCAAGCCCCAGGAGAAGAAAGAGAAGAAGAAGGAAGAGAAAAAGGAAGAGAAGAAGCCUGAUCCUGAAGAGGAAAUGGAUGACUGUGAUGCUGUUUUGGCUGCAGAGCCUAAAACCAAGGACCCCUUUGCACACCUGCCAAAGAGCGCAUUUGUUAUGGAUGAGUUCAAGAGAAAGUAUUCCAACGAGGACACCUUGACCGUAGCCAUUCCCCACUUCUGGGAGCACUUUGACCGUGAGGGCUACUCAAUCUGGCACAGCCAGUACAAAUAUCCCGAGGAGCUCACACUUACCUUCAAGAGCUGCAACCUUAUCACAGGUAUGUUCCAGCGCCUGGACAAACUCAGAAAGAAUGCCUUUGCCAGUGUCAUCUUGUUCGGCACCAACAACGACAGCAGCAUCUCUGGCAUCUGGGUCUUCAGAGGCCAGGAACUGGCCUUCACUCUCUCUGAAGAUUGGCAGAUUGACUACGAAUCAUAUGACUGGCGCAAGCUGGAUCCAAACAGUGAAGAGUGCAAAACCAUGGUAAAAGAGUACUUUGCCUGGGAGGGAGACUUCAAGCAUGUGGGUAAAGCCUUCAACCAGGGCAAGAUCUUCAAGUGAGAGGACACUGAUAGUCAACAAAAGCACUCUGCGCUUCUGCUCUCCAACACUUAAAACCAAUGGACAUUGAGCCACACAUGCUUACUUACCUGCAGGAAUGACAGUAUUUGAAGACAAGAAUUAAGUUUCUCUGUGGCCUUCAAAGUGGUUUUCUGGUUGUUUGACGUGCGAAAUAAAGCAUUUCCCUCAAUGCUA